AUGGCUUCCCUGGCAGUUCUCGGUGUCGGUGUCGCAACCGCAGCGUUUCUUGGGCGUGCCGGGCUAUUAGCCUUCAGGCGAUCACGGGGUGAAGCAGUUGGCGCUUUUGGAAAAGCGUACUAUAAGGGUGGUUUUGAGCCCAAGAUGAAUCUUCGAGAAGCGGCCCUAAUCCUCCAGCUUAAUGAAAGAAACCUGACGAAAGAAGCCAUCCGUAAAAACCAUCGAAUGCUAAUGAUGUUAAAUCACCCAGACCGAGGCGGUAGUCCCUACUUGGCCACGAAGGUCAACGAAGCUAAAGAAUUCUUAAAUAAGAACAGCCGUCGCUAA
Molecule: messenger RNA, 327 nt
Organism: Blumeria graminis f. sp. triticale
Lineage: Eukaryota; Fungi; Ascomycota; Leotiomycetes; Helotiales; Erysiphaceae
Source: the annotation of a GenBank genome assembly